Molecule: messenger RNA, 921 nt
Organism: Angiostrongylus costaricensis
Lineage: Eukaryota; Metazoa; Nematoda; Chromadorea; Rhabditida; Metastrongylidae
Source: the annotation of a GenBank genome assembly
AUGCAGAAUGAAUUUGCCAAGUACCUCAAAUGUCAAGCAGAGUCAGCGUUUGGAUUUCCGGAACAGGAUGUCAUUCACUUCAUUAACAACAACGGCCUUUCGAAAGAGGAAGCUCGUGAUUUCAUGCUUUUCCUUACGUUUGUGAAUCAAACCGAAGACACAGAUGACGACAAUAUGGGUGUUAUACUAAAUGCCACCGUGCUGACUGCCCUGGUAACGCGUUUAAACAAAAGUGCAACGGAGAACGAGGAACUCCCUAAUACAGUCCGUCCAAAAGUUCUUUAUUCUUCUCGUUCAGUUGAUAAGCCAUCGAUCUCGUUAUCGGAUACUAUUCCAUCCCUUCCACGUAUUAAUUCUAUAGGAUUCAGGCAUACAAGCGCAAGACACAAUGAUGUGAAAUACUAUCCGAACAUCAUAUGUCUCAUUUGUAAGGAAUGGGUCUGCUCACGUAGCCGAGUCUUCGUCUUCUUCAGAGGUGAUGAUCCGAGUCGGUUAUCCAUGGCAGUUCAUCUUCGCGUUGGUGGUCUUCGUAGUUGUAUCAAGUUGAAUCUUCUUGAUUGGAACACCGAUCGAAUAAAACGACUUCACAUUGGUGCACACCUCGACUAUCGCAAAUAUAAGUGUUCAUCUUGCGCCUUCAGUCACAGUAAGGAAAUCUUUGUAGCGGCACAUAUCCGACGAUAUCACGAUGGUGGAGGAUUCGUUAUUCAGCAUUGUGAUUCUUUCACGGAGGAGAGGAUUGAAUGCAUAUGUAAUGAAAGCAUUGCAAUGACAAAAGAUGUGCUUAGUGGUAGCUAUGAUGAGAACUCGUAUGCCGAUUAUUCAAGGAUUAUUACGCUUCGCAGUCGAAUUAGGAAUAAGGAGCGAAGCACUCGAACUAAGAUUCUGAGCGCCGUAAGAGAUGCAAGAAACAGGCAAUGA